Messenger RNA from Sinocyclocheilus anshuiensis, 2248 nucleotides. RefSeq names its product transmembrane protein 102 (gene tmem102). The record is from RefSeq and is a predicted model, not a curated record. NCBI's taxonomy places the organism in Eukaryota, Metazoa, Chordata, Actinopteri, Cypriniformes, Cyprinidae. The transcript is spliced from 3 exons. Bases 215 to 1777 code for a protein of 520 amino acids.
GAUUUGUGUCCCGUUAAAAGCACUACUAAUCCCAGGAUUCUCGGUGGAGCUCCGUGAUUUCCGGGGAAAGUAUUGCCAGUGGGAAGGUGCGCGCAGGGGGGGACCUGUUGGAAAUGACGCGAGCUGAAAUCUUGUUUCAGACAAGAAAUCACAACAAACAACCCGGGGUCUAAGGCAGAGUGCGCCGAGCCAGCGGAAAACAGGGUAAUGCUCAAUGGAGACGCUCAUGAGUGCCGUGGCCCUGCGUGCGCCAGCGACGGUAAAGCGGGGGUCCGAGGUGGACUUCCGCUCGGGCACGACUCUGGAGCAGCUGUCGGCUCAGGUGCAGGAGCUCGUGCAGCUGGAACAGGAGGAGUUCGGAGACCAGACCGCGCUCGAGGUGCACACGGCCAAAGACUUCAUCUUUAAUAUGCUGGGCCUGGUGCAGAAGGUAGACAAGCGACUGCCGGUUGCCAAUGAAUACCUGCUGCUAUCAGGUGGGGCCAGGGAAGGUGUUCUUGACCUUAACCCAGAGGACCUAGGUGACUACGCCAAAGGUGUUGACUUUGAUUUGGACUUCACUCUUCUGGUGCCUGCUCUUAAACUGCAUGACCGCAAUCAGCCCAUGACACUGGACAUGCGGCAUUCCCCACCGUGCCAUUCGUGGCUGAGUCUUCGCCUCUGCGAUCCUGCAAUGCAGACGCGUUGGAGUAUCUGCUGUCAAGACGAGGAAAAUAGAGACAAAGAUGUGGAAGAUGAGGAGGAAGAAAAUGAUGCAGUACGAGGCUCAAUCCCAUCCCUGCAGCCUCCUCAGUCAUUAGAUGGAUGUUACUUCUCUCCGUUGUUGGUUACUGACUGGUUCUGGAGUGUAGUUGGAACGGCGGUGGAAGAGUUGCGGCGAAAUCCUCAAAGAGGGAUUCCUGUUCCUGAUCGUGUGGAGCGGAAUGGUCCACUAACGACGCUGAUUCUCAGUGCAGGAACUAGCCGUAUCCUUUACGACUUGCUUCCAGUGGUGUCAUUUCGCGGCUGGCCGGCUGUCGCACAGAGCUGGCUCACGACCAACCAUUUCUGGGAUGGCAAAAUAACUGAGGAGGAGGCCAUCAGCGGAUUCUACUUGCUUCCUUGUUGUUCUCCAGCUGCCAGCCCCUCAACCAGACCUGACCGCGAAUGGAGACUUGCCUUCUCCCGCAGUGAGGUUCAGCUAAAGAAAUGCGUGCCCUACCCAAUGGCACAAGCCUUCCAAGCAGCUAAAGCUGUACUGUCAAGACUAUUAGCUCGCCCUCGCACUGGCCUUAGCCUCUACCACCUACGUACCUUGAUGUUUUGGGCUUGUGAUCGCUUGCCUACGACCUACCUUAGCUGUCCAGAUCACGAGACUCCUGCACGGAUGUUCCUUGGUCUACUUGAUGACUUGGCUCACUGCAUUCUGGGCAAAAACAGUCCUAAUUACUUCCUCCCCCAGUGCAACAUGCUGGAGCACCUCACGGACAGCGCUGCCCUGCUAGUGGCACGAAAACUUGCACAUUUACGUUCCGAUCCCGCAGAGCACUUAAGAGUAGCUUUGGAGCAGGCACAACAGGCAUGCCAGCUCAAACGUGAGGCCGCAGUAGCUGCGAGCAAUGGCCAUGGGAUAUCAUCACCUAGCCAUGGAUAUGGUGCAGGAUCACCACAGGAUGAUCGGCUAGCACAGCGUCUACAACAGCUGGUGACAGAAAACCCUGGCAAGUCUAUUUCAGUCUUCCUCAACCCAGAUGACGUUACACGCCCGCAUUUCCGCAUUGACGACAAGUUCUACUAAGUGGACUGAGCUGGUUUACAUGCUGCCCAGGGUGUAAAUGACAUAAACCCUAUACGACAGAACUUACAGAGGACAUAGUCAUGUCACUUUGCUACUGUAUCACACCAAAUAGUAAAAUUGAGUCUCCACAGAGGGUUUUCUUCCCUCUGUUUGGCUCAACCAGGCUGACUACAAUCAAAGCACUUGCUUGACACUCCAAUGAGGGAUUGUAUGAGUUUCACAGGUGUCACAAAUGUCAGGGAGAACAAAAGUAAGCGGGCAAGGAUAGAUUUUAGUUAUGCGACUCAUAUAAAAUCGAAAUUCAAUUGCAUUCAAAGGAAAUCCCCAUUGGCAGACUGCACAUCAAGUAGACUUUAUUCAGUGAUACUAUUCUGUAGAGUUCAAAUACUUUUUUUUUUACCUGCUACUCAAUACUACUGAGAAAGGAAACUACUAUUUUCUGCUGUAUUCCACAAUGAAUCCCGAGGGCAG